CAUAACCUUCUCUCUGAAUUGAUACAAUGAAGCUAUUCAAGAAAUCGAAAAGAAAUUCUAAUGAAAGAAUCUACUGUCGUACGUGCAGAAAUCCAGUUGCACGCGUUCAAGAUUAUAUUCGGAGGGUUCGUCGAGGAACGAUCAUAAUUAGAAGAGUGUAUAAUGUUUACGUACCAGGCGAUAUGGAUCAUCUGUAUGGAUUUAUCACAGCUGAUACUUACUGUGGCCGAUGUGGAACGUUGAUUGGGUGGAAAUUUAUUGUAGUCCCACUAGGGUCCGUGGCUGCUAGAGCAGGAAGAUUCAUGUUGAUGUCGAGAAAGGUUGCUUUCUGGGAUGGAGUACCAUUCCUUCGUUUAAAUGCAAAUGAAGGUGUAGGCGCUAAUGAGCAAAAUGCAAAUCAAGGUUUAGGCGCUAAUGAGCAAAAUGCAAAUCAAGAUUUAGGCGUUAAUGAGCAAAAUGCAAAUCAAGAUUUAGGCGUUAAUGAGCAAGAUGGAGAAGCUAAUGCUGCAGUUCAAGAUGGAGGCGGAAAUGAACAGAAUGAUGAUCAAGAUGUGGGCGCUAAUGCUGCAGUUCAAGAUGGAGGCGGAAAUGAACAGAAUGAUGAUCAAUAUGUGGGCGCUAAUGCUGUUGUUCAAGAUGGAGGCGGAAAUGAACAGAAUGAUGAUCAAUAUGUGGGCGCUAAUGCUGUUGUUCAAGAUGGAGGCGGAAAUGAACAGAAUGAUGAUCAAUAUGUGGGCGCUAAUGCUGUUGUUCAAGAUGGAGGCGGAAAUGAACAGAAUGAUGAUCAAUAUGUGGGCGCUAAUGCUGUUGUUCAAGAUGGAGGCGGAAAUGAACAGAAUGAUGAUCAAGAUAUGGGCGCUAAUGCUGCAGUUCAAGAUGGAGCUAGAAAUGAACAGAAUGAUGAUCAAGAUGGCGGGGAUCCAAUGAACUGAAUGAAGAUUCGAUGCAGAGCAGCUAAUGAUGAGAAUGUAGACAUUGAUAGCCUACUCAUGCUGACAUACUGCUUAUACAAAGUGCUAUAAUUCGUAAUUGAGUCAUAUUCUGUUUCCAUUUCUGUUUUGGGACUCAACUUUUUACACGUUUGAGCUCCGUUCUCUGUAUGCUGUUUAGUUUGUUUUUAAUUUCCUCAACUGCAACAGCUAUACAGUACUCAAUGCUAGUGAACUUUUUGUUUGUUUUCUUA
Messenger RNA from Solanum pennellii, 1183 nucleotides. RefSeq lists its product as uncharacterized. Bases 27 to 932 code for a protein of 301 amino acids. The transcript has 5 exons. Lineage: Eukaryota; Viridiplantae; Streptophyta; Magnoliopsida; Solanales; Solanaceae. The record is from RefSeq and is a predicted model, not a curated record.